GUCAAAAAAACACAGGAAUAGAUACUCUUUUCAAUAGAAACAGCGGUUGAGAAUGUCAUUUGAAAGAGCAGAAACUUACAAUGCCCAGGUGUUGGCCAUGGGAGAGCAGGAUGAACGGGAAAACCAUGAAGUGAUCAAGGCAUUCCGUUCAUUUAUAUUAGAGUUCAGAUUGGAUAGCCAGUACAUUUAUAGAGAUCAAUUAAGAGAAAACUUAUUGAUUAAGAACUAUUAUUUGAAGGUGAAUUCUGAACACUUGAUCAGUUUUAAUGAAGAAUUGAAUAAAAAAUUGUCCGAUGAACCAGCCGAUAUGAUUCCUUUAUUUGAAGUUGCAAUUACUGAAAUAGCCAAAAGAGUUGCUUAUUUAUCAAAUGACGAUGUGCCAACCAGUUUCCCAAGUUGCCAAUUAAUUUUGUACUCCAAUGCCACCAAGACUUCUUUUAGAGAUUUAGAUUCUGAACACAUUUCCAAGAUUGUUAGAGUUAGUGGUAUUAUUAUCUCGGCAUCUGUUUUAUCAUCCAGACCUACUCAAGUUCAAAUCAUUUGCCGUAAUUGUAAACAUACUCAAAAAUUGAAUGUAAAUUCCGGGUUUGGUCAAGUUAAUUUACCAAAUAAAUGUCUUCACUCUUCUGAAACUACUGAUCAAAUUAUCCCAAUUAAAUGUCCUCCUGAUCCUUAUUUAAUUGUUCACGAUAAAUCUACUUUUGUUGAUCAACAAGUAUUGAAAUUACAAGAAUCCCCCGAUAUGGUACCUGUUGGUGAAAUGCCUAGACAUAUCAUGUUACAAGCUGAUAGAUAUAUGACAAACCAGGUUGUCCCCGGUACAAGAGUCACCAUUGUUGGGAUUUAUCUGAUUUAUCAAUCUAAACAAAGAAACGCUACGGGGAUUAAUACCGUCGCUAUCCGUAACCCUUAUCUUAAGAUUUUGGGGAUUCAAACUGAUGUUGAUAGUCAACGUGGUGGAUUAACUUUUACCGAUGAAGAAGAAGAAGAAUUUUUGAAAUUAUCUCGUUUGCCUAAUUUAUAUGACCUUUUCUAUAAAUCAAUUGCGCCUUCUAUUUACGGUAAUGACGAUAUCAAAAAGGCAAUCACUUGUCUUUUAAUGGGUGGUUCUAAAAAAAUCUUACCGGAUGGAAUGAGAUUAAGAGGGGAUAUUAAUGUUCUUCUUUUAGGUGAUCCAGGUACUGCCAAAUCUCAAUUAUUAAAAUUUGUUGAAAAAAUUUCUCCAAUUUCGGUUUAUACUUCUGGUAAAGGUUCUUCAGCUGCCGGUUUAACUGCUUCUGUUCAAAGAGAUUCUCAAACUAGAGAUUUCUAUCUUGAAGGUGGUGCAAUGGUUUUAGCUGAUGGUGGUGUUGUUUGUAUUGAUGAAUUCGAUAAAAUGAGAGAUGAAGAUAGAGUUGCAAUUCACGAAGCCAUGGAACAACAAACCAUUUCAAUUGCUAAAGCAGGUAUUACUACAAUUUUAAAUUCAAGAACUUCAGUUUUAGCUGCUGCUAAUCCAAUUUUUGGUAGAUAUGACGAAAUGAAAUCUCCUGGUGAAAAUAUCGAUUUUCAAACUACUAUUUUAUCUAGAUUUGAUAUGAUUUUCAUUGUUAAGGAUGAUCAUAAUGCUGCAAGAGAUAUGUCAAUUGCUCAACACGUUAUGAAUGUUCAUACUGGUAAUACUAAUAAUCAAGAAGAUCAAGAAGGUGAAAUUCCCAUCAAUAUCAUGAAAAGAUAUAUCCAAUAUUGUAAAGCUAGAUGUGCUCCUCGUUUAAGUCCUGAAGCUUCAGAAAGAUUAUCUUCUCAUUUUGUUUCAAUAAGACGUAAAUUACAAUUAAGUGAAUCUGACAUGAAUGAAAGAUCCUCAAUUCCAAUCACUGUUAGACAAUUAGAAGCAAUCAUUCGUAUCACCGAAUCUUUAGCUAAAUUAAGAUUAUCUCCAGUGGCUACCGAAGAACAUGUCGAAGAAGCAAUCAGAUUAUUUAAUGCUUCCACUAUGGAUGCUGUAGAUCAAGGUGUCUCCAGUGGUGGUGUCGUUGGUAAUAGUGAAAUGGCACAAGAAAUUAAAAAAGUCGAACAGGAAUUAAGAAGAAGAUUACCAAUUGGUUGGUCUACUGCUUAUAGAACCUUGAGAAGAGAAAUCGUUGACUCAGGAAAAGCUAGUGCCCAAGCUCUAGAUAAAGCUCUUUAUAUUAUGAGUAGACAUGAAGUUAUCAAAUUUAGACAUCAAGGUCAAAAUGUCUUACGUUGUGGUGUUUGAAUUUGUCUUUUCUGGUCUUUGUAUAUUAGUCUUUUCUUCUUCAUUUCUUCAUUUCCUUCUUUUACUUCAUUUCAAUCAGUA
Messenger RNA from Hyphopichia burtonii NRRL Y-1933, 2320 nucleotides. RefSeq names its product MCM DNA helicase complex subunit (gene CDC46). Gene Ontology annotation, cellular component: MCM complex; nucleus. The transcript has a single exon. Gene Ontology annotation, molecular function: DNA replication origin binding; ATP binding; single-stranded DNA helicase activity. NCBI's taxonomy places the organism in Eukaryota, Fungi, Ascomycota, Pichiomycetes, Serinales, Debaryomycetaceae. Gene Ontology annotation, biological process: double-strand break repair via break-induced replication; DNA replication; DNA replication initiation. The coding region runs from base 53 to 2239 and encodes 728 amino acids. The record is from RefSeq and is a predicted model, not a curated record.